Hermetia illucens (black soldier fly) is the source of this 3569-nucleotide messenger RNA. It is a transcript of the gene Rala, whose product is annotated as ras-related protein Ral-a. Gene Ontology annotation, cellular component: plasma membrane. Gene Ontology annotation, biological process: Ras protein signal transduction. The coding region runs from base 659 to 1264 and encodes 201 amino acids. Lineage: Eukaryota; Metazoa; Arthropoda; Insecta; Diptera; Stratiomyidae. Gene Ontology annotation, molecular function: GTP binding; GTPase activity; GDP binding. The record is from RefSeq and is a predicted model, not a curated record. The transcript has 6 exons.
UUCGGUCGGUCGAAAGUUGACGGCAGUCAAAUUUCGGAAUUGCAACGAGUUGAGUCGGCUCAGAGUACGGGGAGUUGUCGUUGCUAGUUGGAAGUGAGUGCGGCGACUUUUUGUUGUGUACAACGGCGUCAGGUCUUGCCCGCAGAGAUUUCUUCCCCCGCCUGGAGAAAUUCAAUAUCAGCAAAUCGCGAAAGUGCCACCUGCAGUUCGCUGGCCGCACGGAUUUUAUCGUCUCAGGUGCAUUUCGUGUCUUAAAACCGCGUUCAUAGAUUUACCGGACUGAAAGGGUGCGUAGUAUUCGUUGCAGUUCAUCGGCUUGUGUGCGAGGCGAGCGUUUUUGCACAAAUUUCUGGUUGUGCCGGAGAAAAAUUGGGAAAUCGUGUGCGCGACCAACGCCUUUUGUUCUGUGUGUUAUGACUUAAGUGCUUGAUGUGAGUUUCUGGAAUUUGUGCGAAUCACACGAGAAGUUGUUCUUGCCAGGGGGCUGCAUCCAAGAAGAAUUUGCGGACCGCCGCCGACAAACGGAUCAGGAAGGAAAGCGACAGGCAGGCGAGCUCCAGGAGACAGAGCUUGCGGUGCAGUUCAAACUGUUUCAAUCGUGGAUUGAUAACGAGAGUAACGUUUCGCCAAUAACGAUACCACCAUCACCUAAACGAGGAUGAGUAAAAAACCGACAACGGGGCCAGCACUUCACAAAGUGAUAAUGGUCGGUAGUGGAGGCGUGGGCAAAUCGGCGUUGACCUUGCAAUUUAUGUAUGAUGAAUUCGUUGAAGAUUACGAGCCCACAAAAGCCGAUAGUUAUCGAAAAAAGGUUGUUCUGGAUGGAGAGGAAGUACAAAUCGAUAUUCUUGACACAGCGGGACAAGAAGACUAUGCAGCCAUUCGGGACAACUACUUCCGCAGCGGCGAAGGUUUCCUAUGUGUGUUCUCAAUAACGGACGAUGAAAGUUUCCAAGCGACACAAGAAUUCCGCGAACAAAUAUUGCGUGUCAAAAACGAUGAAAGCAUACCAUUUUUGUUAGUUGGUAACAAAUGUGAUCUAAAUGAUAAGCGUAAAGUGCCACUGACUGAAUGUCAGGGGCGUGCUCAACAAUGGGGCGUACCAUAUGUGGAAACGUCGGCGAAAACCCGUGAAAAUGUCGAUAAGGUAUUUUUUGAUUUGAUGCGUGAAAUCAGAUCACGAAAAACUGAAGAUUCGAAAUCAACAAGUGGGCGAGCAAAAGAUAAAUGCAAGAGACGGAAACUUAAGUGUAUACUAAUUUAGAUAGGUUUUUUAUGAUCUCAUCAGGGAAAUAUCAUCACGUAAGAAGCAACGUCAGACCGAAGUACGACAGCCUACAAAAACCAAAUCUCAUUGCUGCCAAUUGCUAUAAACGGAACAAAUAUAACAAAAUAACUAUAUCAAUACACGAUGCAAAUAAAAUUUAUGAAGAAAUAUAUAAAACGACUACUAUAAUGCUGCGUUAUGUCUGAAACAAAUGUAAGCAAGAUAAAUCCGGAAAGAUUGUAAAUAGUAAAAUUUCAAUCGGAUCAAAAACGUAUCCGAUUCGUAGUUGAGCCUUUAAGUUACACCAAACACUCAUGAGAAAUUGCUUCCUGUCGCUUGUGAUAAAACGAAUUCUACGGCACCAAGAUAAGGAGGAUGUGGUUUUGAUCCGAUUGAAAUUAAACUAAGUACAAAGGCGAAACAUAAAUAAGAAACACAUGCAAACGAAUUGAGUAAUUUUACACUUUUCUAUUCCAAUUCCACCGCUUGUCCAUAGUAAUGAGUAAUAAACAUUCAGUGAAAAAUUAAACAAAAAUUAGAAUAAUGAUUUUUACAAGAUACGCAUUAGCAAAUAUCAGAUAGUUGAAAUGGUAUAAUAAAGUCCUACUUUUUAAUGCAACGUCCAGAACGGAUCAAAAGUUUUUAAUUAGUUUUCUCGUCAUUCCUAUCUCUACAUACAUUGGUAUGUAACUGAUAAACAGUCUGCUUGAUUUUGUUUUCACAUGCGCAUAAGAGGACCUUUCAAUUCGAAGAGACCUUGGGGAACCGAUUGUUUUUGUACUUUUUGGGGUGAAUUUUACUGAAAUAGUUGGUAAUUUUUGCGUUUGCAACUGUUUACAAUUCUUUAAAAAUAAAUCUGCUUCCGCAUUGUUCACACCAGAUUAAACUAAGCUAAGCUAAGCCGUAUAAAGGAUGAGAAACAUUUCAGCCGACAACAAGCGAUCUCCACCAACAUUAUUUAGCUGACAACAUUGCAUUGAACGCUGAUGAUUGUCAUAAAAACGUGUCUAUUUGGGACUGAUGAUCCCAACUGAUCAAGAGUACACAGACGGAAACAUUGAACUAAAUAUUAUCAAUAUAUGUAUUUCUUUGAUGUUUAUACUUUUUGUUGGCAAGGCAAGGAAGUUACAGAAACCGUUCUCAUCAACAUAUGCUGAGAACACAAAAGUUGAGUUUCUUUGUGGAGACUCAGAGUUGUUUGAAAUUCAUCGUCCCUUGGUGCAAUAGACCAAAUGGCAUCACACUCCUAGCUAAGUUGUUCUACUUAGCUUUAUCAGUUCAAAAACUCAAGCGUCCUUUUGUGCUGUGUGGUGCCAGGAAUUAUAAAUGAUUUACACAUUUGACUAAUAGUGAGCAAUCGGCCCUCCCAAAUGCAGGCUUUGUAGGCAUGUACCUAGUUGUGCAUUACUUUGCGAAAUUCUCUGAUUUGUUAAUAAAUUAUCUACUUAGGAUUAUGGUCCAUGUUAUUAUCCGUUUCAGUUCCAGCAUUUUACGUAUUAUUUAUCACAUUCGACAUCAAAACUUUAUAAGUUUAUAAGAUAUUACUAGUUUGCAAAAACAAUGCAAGUUCAAGAUCAAAUUUUCACAAUAAUUCUUAGGCAAAUUGAAAACGAAAACCUUUGUAAACUUUUUAUUAAUUAAUUGAUAACUACAAAAGGAGAAAGAAUUGUUUUGCGUUUGUAAUCUGAUAGAAACGAAGGCGGAGAAAAGUUAUUUAGCGAUCUACUGUAGCAUGUAAUUGUCUUUAUAAUUAUUAUUACUAUUAUUAUUAUAUUGUCGCUCCAUUCUUGCAUAAAAGCAAUGCUUUAAAUACGUAUUAAGGAUAUUCUGUUGUAUUUUCUAUUCGUUUGUUCUUCAAGAUGCAAAUAGGCACAUUGCAUAAAACAGAAAGUUACACAUGCAAAAACACGUAUUGUUCCUUCUCAUUCGUAUUUCACAACUUCUGUUUUAUCUUAGACGAUUAUGUCUCUUAACCUCUUUAUCGCGUGCUAGCAUUUAACUGGCAUUAAAUUCAUAAAUCGAAUACUUCGCAGUCAUCGGUUGAAAAAUAAUAGAGAAAAUAAUACCGCGCAGUACAUAUUGUUUAUCUCUGAUUUAGCAAGCACCAUAUACACACACAAUACACAUAUUUGUACUAAUUGUAUAAAAUAUUUAUUUUUUACCAUGUCAAAGGAAAGAAAUGAAACAUUGAAAAGGAAAAUUUAUACAUACUAUAUAUGAAGCUGAGAAUAUGUAAGUUGUAAUGUAAAGCAUACGAGGAAGAGAAUGAAAAUAUAAAAGUAAAUAAAAGAUAAAUAAUGGA